Molecule: messenger RNA, 501 nt
Organism: Fraxinus pennsylvanica
Lineage: Eukaryota; Viridiplantae; Streptophyta; Magnoliopsida; Lamiales; Oleaceae
Source: the annotation of a GenBank genome assembly
AUGGACACAGCCAUCAAGAAAAGCAACGUCAUCACUCAGAUCGUACGGCUAAGACAAGUCGUCCGCCGCUGGAAAAACAACAGCCUUAAGCGGUGGACGCACUACUCCUCCUCCUCAGAUUCCGACGAACCGGCCGGUUCAAACCGCACCCCUUCCGGCUCAUUAGCCGUCUACGUGGGCCCAGAACGCCGCCGGUUCGUGAUCCCCACCCGGUUCCUGAACUUGCCAGUCUUCGUUGACAUCCUGCGCGAGGCGGCGGAGGAAUUUGGGUUCCCCACAACCGGUGGGCUGGUUCUACCAUGUGAUGCCGGUUUUUUCAGAGAAAUCUUGAAAUUUCUUGAAAAUGACGAGGAGAAAUUUGGUGGACUAGGUUUGGACGAGUUCUUGAAGCUUUUUUCUGAAGUGGGUAUUGAAACUUUUGACCAUUUUUCUUGUAAAAAUUCUUCAUCAGUUUCUUACCACGGCUUCACUCCAUUGCUGCAGAAGACUAGGGUAGGAUAA